Messenger RNA from Lotus japonicus, 1292 nucleotides. Its product is annotated as protein RESTRICTED TEV MOVEMENT 2-like. The record is from RefSeq and is a predicted model, not a curated record. The transcript is spliced from 2 exons. Bases 55 to 1194 code for a protein of 379 amino acids. NCBI's taxonomy places the organism in Eukaryota, Viridiplantae, Streptophyta, Magnoliopsida, Fabales, Fabaceae.
AAUAAAUUUGUUGGUGCAAAACCAAGAGAGAAAACAUAACAAGAAGCAAACAUCAUGGCCAUGAGACCAGAAACACCUACCUUUGGAACACCACGUUCAGCGCGCGCUGUGUAUAAAAAUAUUCAGCCCAAGUCAGAGAUGAAGGAAAAUGAGGAAGCAUAUUUUCUUCGUAUUUACCUUCCUGGUUUCACAAAGGAGAGUAUACAGAUCAGCUAUUUGCUCCCUUCUCGAAUGGUAAGGAUUGUAGGAGAACGACGCAUCGAUGCUAGCAACAAAUGGAGCCUCUUCAACCAAACAUAUCCUGUUCCAGAGAAUUGUGAAGUGGAGAAACUUCAGGGCAAGAUUGAGCAUGGAAGUCUCAUUGUUACAAUGCCAAAGAAGUUCAUUCCACCACCUACACCAAUAGCACAAGUAGAAGAAACAACCAAACAAAAGGAAACCACUCCUCCAAAAUCCACAGCUACUAGAGUGGAACAACAAGAACCUAUUGGAGACAAGAAAAUUAGUAGUGAUGCAUUGAAAGAACUAAAGGGUUCCCAGAAAGAUACUUCUCCAUCUCAGAAACCAAAGGACACUACUAGCCAUAGGCCUGACGAUUAUAAGGGAUUGCGAACUUUAAGCCCUUCAAAAUCCUUUGAAGAGGAACCUGUGCUGAAAACCAAAGCAACAGCUGCAAUCCCAAAAGAACAAACAGGUAAGCCUCAAAUGGGAAUUGAGCCAAACACAAAGCAAAUAGAUGAGGAAAAGCUUCAAGAGGAAAUUAGGAAAAAGGCCAUAUUGGAAAUAGUCAAGAAGCAAUUAGAAGAAGAGAAGGCUGAGAAGGAAAGUGUCAAAAAGAAGGAAGUGGAAGGAGCAGAUAUUGGGAAGCCUUAUUAUGAGUCCAGAAAGCCAGAAAAAUAUCUGGAUCAUGAUGUGGUUUUAAAAGGAAAAGAAAUCAAGGCAAGAAAAGAGUCUGCUCCAAAAUCUUCUGAUGACAAGGGAAAGGACAGAGCAAAGAAGGAUGAAAUAUACACAAUAGGGAAAGGAGUCAAAGAAGUGGGUACUUGGACUUCUAAGGUUGUCACAAGAAUAGGAGAAGGAAAAUUGGAUGACCAAGAGAAAACUUUGGUGGCAAAUAUGGGUGCUGCAAUUCUAAUAAUUGCAGCACUAGGAGCUUAUGUAACCUAUAAGUUCACAUCUUCUGACAAAACCUAGCUAAAACUAAUUGUACACAGAUCAAUAAAUCCUUGUGAACAUUUGCAUUUAAAAGCACGCGUUAAUCUAUUUAUUUAACAGGCAAGAUUAUUAACUUU